Messenger RNA from Pelmatolapia mariae (spotted tilapia), 5236 nucleotides. RefSeq names its product pleckstrin homology domain containing, family O member 2 (gene plekho2). NCBI's taxonomy places the organism in Eukaryota, Metazoa, Chordata, Actinopteri, Cichliformes, Cichlidae. The coding region runs from base 217 to 2271 and encodes 684 amino acids. The transcript is spliced from 7 exons. The record is from RefSeq and is a predicted model, not a curated record. Gene Ontology annotation, biological process: macrophage apoptotic process.
UUUUCUUCGAACUUUUUCUGUCAGAAAAAAAGGAAAACGGGCCGACCCUCCCUGUCAUAAACUGUCUAUUUCCUUAUUUUUGCUCAUUAACGUGUGCGCUGGAAAUGUGUCAGCUGCCGGCCCGCAGGCGACAACUCAAGCGUUUUUGGUGAGAAAGGGCGACGUCGAGUGAUUCUGGGCUAGUCAGCAGCCACAUAACGGAGCUCAGUCUUUAUCAUGGAAGAUGGUGCAAAAGAGGACCCAGCCCACCAGAAAGAGCCUAAGUUCCUGAGUAAGGCUGGCUGGUUGAAGAAGGGCUAUGGCAGACUGCUGGCAAGCUAUAAAGACCGCUACAUCCAGGUGGAGAAGACAGAGAUUGUGGUGUAUGAAAAUGAGGACCUACAGAACUGCUUGGAGAGGCUUGACCUGGAAAACUAUGACAAAUGUCAUGAAUUAAAGAGCCCCUUCACGAAGAAGCAAAGACUUAUACUCAUACGAUCGGCAAAGUCCACAAAUAAGGUCCAUGAUGUUAAAUUCCAGGCUCAGACAGUGGAGGACAAGGAGGCUUGGAUUAAAGCCCUCAGUGAUGGCAUUAAUCGAGCAAAGAAUAAAAUUUUUGAUGAGGUGAAGAUUGAUCAAAGCAGCAACUUAGAGCAUGUUACUCGAACAAGACCCAAAGGGAACCGCAACCGGCGUCCACCGACCAGGAUACACAUGAAAGAGGUAGCUGAUGUGUCAUCUGAUGGAGUCCUGCGCUUGGAUCUUGAUCUUGAAGAUGCCAUAAUGCCUAAUGGAGCACAUUAUGCCAAUGUUGAUGGCAGUGAGACCUCCAAAGAGAAACAGUUGGUGUCAAUUACUGAGGAGGAAGCUCAGCCAGAUCCAGACGUCAGUCCCCAAAAAAAGGUCAUCAAACCUCCAAUGCCGCCUAUCAAGGAGGCUAAACCCAGCACAGCACUUGAAGAUGAACCUCAAAAGAAUGAUGGUUCAGAGAAAAAGGUACCAAUGCCCCCAUUGAAAGAAGCAAAACCCUGUGCCUCACCUGUUGAAGAAACUACAGAAGAGGCAAAACAUGAGAAGAUUUCUGAAACGAGUUCUGAUGCCAGUAAAAAGGCAGCUCCACCACCAAUGCCUCCCAAUAAACCCAGCUCUGUGAGUAAUGUUGAUGCUUUACAGUCCAAGCCACACUCUCACCCUCCUAUGCCUCCAUCCAAGGAGAAGAAGCCCUCCCAUUCUGGCUCUGAGACAGACCAGCAGGUUGAAGGGAUUAGUAAUGAGGAUAAUGAGAAGGAAGAUGACAGGAAGGAGACUAUAGAAACAGCCGUGGAAACAGAUGAGGCAGUGCAGCUGAUUGCUAAAGAAACGUCACCUGAUGUGAAAGAUGAUAAACACGAGAGUCAUUGCACAGAGGAAACAGUUAGCAGCAACACAAAGAUGGUAUCUGACUGUGGGGAACAAAUACCCACAGAGUCACUGAGAAAGAGUCCAAGUUCCCAUCCAAAAUUCAAGAAAAAGCCUGAUGAAUGUGCCGAGCCUGACAUACAGCGGACAGAGAGCACCUCGGCUAAGAGUAAUCCUAAAGAGGGACCCGACAAUACUGCCUCAGCCAAUUCUGUCGAUUCAAAAGACGCACUGGCCGAGAGUGAAGUCCCCUCUUUGAAUGACUCAACCACUGAGACCCUUACCCUGAGUCCACUGCUUUAUCACUUGUCCGGGGAGAAAAAAAAGCAAGAUGAGAAAUCUGUAGACAGUGGUCAGCACUCAGAUGAUGAGAGUGAAGGCUCUGAAAGUCAAGACACAUUGGUAGCUGCUACAGCUGCACUCAGGGGAAGUCAUUCUGCUUUGGAUGUGGUGGAUGCUAGUGAGGACAACAUUCAGAUAUCUGUUAUUUUAAGACCAGCACAGGUCACAACAGUGCGUCAGGUUAGCUCUAAGAACAUAAAACCCAUCCCUCCUCUCAAGCCCUCAGCCAAGGCCAGGUCAGCCUCAAUUGGAAAUUUGCUGUCUGAAUCUGAUGUCUGUAGUCAGAUGAAAGACACUAGCAGAGGUGGAGCUGUAAGUGCUGAGGGUUCUAGUGAUGAUGUCAUUAAACUUGAAACUGAAGUGGCUCUAGAGAUGGAAAAGACGAGCAAGCUCUUGAGCAAAGUGUCCCAGGACCAUGGAAGUGAAGAGGAGGAUGUACCGGGGGAUUUGCUGGCUGAGGCCAUGGAGAAGCUGAAGAAGGCAGACCACGUCCUCAGGGAGGUCAAGAAACUGAAAUUUGCAACAAAUGGAAGCAAAAGGAAGAGUUGGUGAACGUCACACACUGACUGAAAUUGACCCACUGAUAAACCCUUUACCUAGACAGUGAUAGUGCAGUCAUAUCAUGGAAAAUGUAAAAAGGCCCCCUCUAAAUACGAUUUGCCUAAAAGUGAAGGGACAGUGGUAUUCUGUAUCAUCAAAGAUGGUCGUUUAUGAUGAGCUUAUUCACUCUGUAUGAUCACUGGUGUGCAGGCCUGACCUGGACACUGUAUUGGAUUCAAUUCAGUUCAAUUUUAUUUACAGUACUGUGCACAAGUUUUAGGCAGGUGAGGAAAAAAUGCUAUAAACAAAGAAUAUUUUCAAAAAUGGAAGUGUUUAUCAUUUAUUUUCAUCAAUCAACAAAAUGCAGUGAAGGAACAAAGGAGAAAUCUAAAUCUAGUCAGUAUUUGGUGUGACCACCCUUUGCCUUCAAAACAGCAUCAAUUCUUCUAGGUACACUUGCACAGAGUUUUUGAAGGAACUCGGCUGGUAGGCUGUUUCAAACAUCUUGGGGGACUAACCACAGAUCUGUGGAUGCAGGUUUCCUCACAUCCUUCUGUCUCUUCAUGUAAUCCCAGACACACUCAAUGAUGUUGAGAUCAGGGCUCUGUGGGGGCCAUAGCAUCACUUCCAGUACUUCUUGUUCUUUACGCAGAAGAUAGUUCUUAAUGACUGUGGCUGUGUGUGUGGGGUCGUUGUCCUGCUGCAGAAUACAUUUGGGGCCAAUAAAUAAUCAUUUAUAUUUCUGAAAGCUUUCUUUAUAGCAGUUUUUCACACCUGCCUAACACUUUUGCACAGUACUGUAUAUAGAAAAUCACAACAACAGUCACCUCAAAGUGCUUUUAAGGUAAAGAUUAGAGAGUUUUUGAGCGUUAUGCUUUUUAAAUGCGCCGUGGUGUACAACAGUGUUAAAGAGGGUUUGAAUGAAUGGCUGGAAUAGUCUGAUGGACAAAACUGUCUUAUUGUUGAUGGUUUUGCUGCACUUGGAACUUUUUGUGGAAUUAUUUCUAAUGGAUGUUUUUCUGCAGCGGAAAGUAAUGUGUUACUGUAUAUUUUUUUUACUACUGUGUUUUCUUUUGUAGAUACAAAAUAAUGGCCCUCAUUUACUAAUAUGUGCGUGGGAACAGUCUUAACCUAUGCAACAAAUGCACUGGCUAAUUUUGUUCUUGCACGUGUUUGAUAAAUGAUUUACUUUUGGUAGUAAAUCAGACUCUAAAUCAACACGCUCAUGCUUGCCGUGUGCAAUAUGCAUAAAACAUACAGCCACUCCUCCAUUUCCCUGUAUAAAUAAAUUAGUUUACCUGGAGGUGAAGUGGAAAAUGCAGUAAUGUCGUGAGAGAGCAGCCUGCACCGCUAAGGGAGAGACACACUCACUGUGACUCAAGUAAAAGUUUGAAACUGAUGUAAAAAGACCCGACAGAGUAUAAGAAAAAGCAGCUGGAAAGUCUGUCGGCUCCACAUGACAAAACUCACUCUAUGAACAAACAAAAAAAUUAGACUGCAAGUGAUAGAAGUCUUUUUUUUUUUUUUAAUGAACGUUAAGAUAAUUUUAGGGAGGAUAAACUAAUAAAAGACAAAAGACAAAAAAAGAUAAAAGAAAUACUGGAAUAUGUUGGAAUUAAAAAUGUUUCAAUUUAGUAUUUUGUUUUCUUUGCAUACAAUUUACUUUUUUUAUGUAAUUGUAACUGAGCAUGUUGUGUUUUUGUAAAACUGUUAAUAUUACAUGAAAACAACAACAACAAUAAUAAUAACAAUAAUAAUAAUGAUAACAAUUCUUAAUACUAUUAAUAGUAGCUUUAGUUGUAGUAGUAGUAUUCAUUUUAUAGAGGUUAAAUGUCCUUCGGCAGCCAUUUUUGUUUGUUUGUACACAUGGUCAGAGGUACUUCUUAAUUUGUUUCUACAGUGCAAACAAAUUCAGGUACGAAAAUAUUGAUAAGUCAUGGAUUUGUGUGUGAACUCUUGCUACGCACAGAUUUGUCUGUGUGCCUUAACACGUUUAAUGUUUCUUAAGGUAAUGUUCUUGCUAUCCAAAGGGAUUUAUGAAAAAAAAACUGGAAGCAUAGCAUCUGGCUUUAGUCAUCUCUUAUUUUGUGAGCUCUUCUAGACGGAUCAAUGUUUCAAAUACAGGAGACCCAAACUCUUUCAUGGCAUGCAUUUGUAAUUUCUCUUUGCUAUUUGGGUUAAUUGGGACCUGAUGAAUGUAAAAACAAAGAAUUACCUGAUUUAUUUAUUUUUUUUACCUGAUUUUUGUUUCUGAGGAAACUGAGAUCUACAUAUGAGGACAUUCGUUUUAAAUUUCGGUAGAACAGUGGGAGUAUGAUGUCCUCGUAAGUGGAUAUCAGCCCCUUGUAGAGCAAAAUUUAGUAUUUUGGUCUAGACAACCCAAAAUGUGAUGUCCACAUAUGUGGACGCCAGGUCCUAAGAGGUUAAAUAUAUAAUAUAUAAAUAUAAGUUAAAUAUAUACAGCUACAAAUAAGCACUUCUGUUAAUGCCUAAAAGCAUUUCUAAUCAUUUGUGAACCUCAGAAGCUUUUUUCUCUCCUUUUCAUUGGGAAGUUUUUGCUGACAAGUUGCUAUUAGAGAAAUUAUACUUUAAUCACCGCCUUUAUGGUGUUUAUCACUGGUGAAGGAAGAUGUACAGUGUAGGUAACAAUCUGUUCAGACUCUUAACAUUGAUAAAGCAAAUAAAGGAAUAUUUUUACUUUACAGGGUUUUUUUUUAUCAUUAGUAAUAUAAUUUCAUUAAUGUACUGUAUAUUGCACAGAAAAGCACUUAGAGCAGCUCUCACUAAUGCCUAUUACUAUUCUCUAAUACUUGUCUUUGUUUUUGUAUGGGGGGUAUGUGCAUCAUUCUCCACUGUCUGAAUGUUGAACUGAUUAUUAAUGAAGAAUCUACCGUGUUUUUCUAGUGGUAGAAAUGUAAUUUUUUGUGCCCUCCAGAAUAUGUAAGCAUAUUUUCAUAACAGUAGAUCGACUGAAGUU